Messenger RNA from Solanum pennellii, 1590 nucleotides. RefSeq names its product translation initiation factor IF-2-like. The transcript has 6 exons. NCBI's taxonomy places the organism in Eukaryota, Viridiplantae, Streptophyta, Magnoliopsida, Solanales, Solanaceae. Gene Ontology annotation, molecular function: mRNA binding. The record is from RefSeq and is a predicted model, not a curated record. Bases 97 to 1368 code for a protein of 423 amino acids.
UUCCUUUCAAGGUAAAACGGCGCAGAAAAAAGCAGGUCCGUCAAAAGUCCGGUUCCUUCACGAAGAGCUAGGGUUUUCUUCUAAGAGAGAAGAAAGAUGGAGGAUGACUAUUGGAAUAAUCAACCGCAACUUUCUGAAUCUGCUGGAUCGAUCAAUCAACCACAACUUUCUCAAGCUGUUGGAUUGCUCAAUCAACCGCAUCUUGAAUAUGUAGCAGAAACUCCACAAUCUGGGAUGCCAUCAGCUCAAGUAGUGGAUCCACAAUCAAUUGGACAGUCAAUCUUAUUAGCCUAUCAACGUUAUCUCCACACUGUGGUAAUCUCUGAAGCUGAAAAUGCUCCUACAUUUUUCUGUGGACCUGAGCUAGCUACAGCAGGGGGUAGUGGUAGUACUAUACCUGAUCCCCGUCCAUCACCUGCCCUUCGUGAUCCCCGCCCAUCACCUGCUCUUCGUGAUCCCCGUCCAUCACCUGCUCUUCGUGAUCCCCGUCCAUCACCUGCUCUUGGUGAUCCCCGUCCAUCACCAGCCCUUCGUGAUCCCCGUCCAUCACCUGCUCUUGGUGAUCCCCGUCCAUCACCAGCCCUUCGUGAUCCCCGUCCAUCACCUGAUCUUCGUGAUCCCCGUCCAUCACCAGCCCUUCGUGAUCCCCGUCCAUCACCUGCUCUUCGUGAUCCCCGUCCACCACCUGCUCUUCGUGAUCCCCGUCCAUCACCUGCCCUUCGUGAUCCCCGUCCAUCAGCUCGUGGAAAAGAGCUAGCUAUAGCAGGUGGUAGCAUACCUUCCCUUGGUGUUAGUGUUGGGCCAGAGCUAUCUAAGUCAGGUGGUAGUAUACCUUCCCUUGGUGUUGGUGGUGGGCCAGAGCUAUCUAAAGCAGGUGGUAGUAUACCUUCCCUUGGUGUUGGUGGUGGGCCAGAGCUAUCUAAAGCAGGUGGUAGUAUACCUGCCCUUGGUGUUGGUGGUGGGCCAGAGCUAGCUAGAGCAGGUGGUAGUAUACCUGCCCUUGGUGUUCGUCGUGGACCAGAUGGAAGGCGGAGGUCUCAUGAAACACUAUCUCUACCUCCUGAUGCUUCUAGCACCCUCUACAUAGAGGGACUUCCUUCAGACUGCAUCAGAAGAGAAGCAGCACAUAUCUUUCGUCGUUUUACAGGCUACAAAGAAUUGAGACUUGUUAAAAGGGACUCAAAAUAUCCUGCUAAACAUCCUCUUAUUCUUGGGUUUGUGGAUUUUGAAAAUCCAACAUAUGCUGCUACUGCUUUGAGGGCAUUGCAAGGUUACAUAAUGGACGAACAUGACAACCAUUCUCCUUACUUGAGGUUGCAGUUCUCCAAGUUUCCAGGCAGGAGACUUACUGGUCGUGGGAAGCGAUAGAUAAUAUCGAUUCAAGUACUGCUCUGUUUGAAUUUAGUUAUGUAUUAUCUACUGUUACUGAAAACUGCAAUUGUACAAUUGGCUCAACAAUGGUGCUACUAGCCAUUCUAUUGGUUUUUGAAGCGGAGUUUUCCGCUUCAACAACCUGUGAAACUUAGUUUCUCAGACUUGAAUUUUAUCUUAUUCUAAAACAUGGAUUAUGUGAUGAUCAAGUUUACUUUU